Messenger RNA from Hippoglossus stenolepis (Pacific halibut), 7469 nucleotides. RefSeq names its product cell migration inducing hyaluronidase 1. The coding region runs from base 818 to 4864 and encodes 1348 amino acids. The transcript has 29 exons. Lineage: Eukaryota; Metazoa; Chordata; Actinopteri; Pleuronectiformes; Pleuronectidae. The record is from RefSeq and is a predicted model, not a curated record.
GUGUGUGUGUGUGUGUGUGUGUGUGUGUGUUGAUGUUGUGGUGCAUCCAGAGAGGCUACUUCGGGGCAUGGUUUUGUGGCUGCGAGCUACAGGUGUGCUGGGAAAGCUCCGUGGGUAAAUGCAGUCUGUGCGGGUAACGCGUGCUGCCCGGGGGGAAGCGCACUUUACGGGCAUGUCACAGCAGACGGUCCCGGUCCGAGCUGGACUGUUUAACGUCCUGCCACGACUUCAGGGGCAAAGGUAAGUGGACUCCCGGUCAGUGCGCGCUCUCACCGUCCUCUCGCCGUGCGUGCAGCCAGACACUGAAAUGCCAAAAUAAGCCCAUGACAACAAAUAAAGUGUCCAUGACGAUAGGGUGGCAGUGCUGCUAUGAUUUGGUUUUACCUCAAGAUGCUGCCAGAACACUGCUUGUUAUUCUCGGGCAGAGAUAAGACACAUUUACAGGCGCACGGAGCUCAAUCACCACUUGAGCGUGAGAGGUUGUUAUCUUCAGACAACGAUGGGAGAAUUCCCGAGGAAAACACAUGUUGAGAUGUGCGUGUGCUCCAGGUGUCCCCAGAUCAGCGGUCAGUUAGCGCAGAGCAGCGGGCUGCAGGUUGUCCUCCGCUGCGCUCUGUUCGGUGGUUCGGCUGACAUUCGCCUCCAGAGGAAACAAGUGCACUGGGCUCUCCAGUCUACUUCCAACAGGUGACUUUGGUGGUCUCCCACAGUGAACUUGGCACUUACCACUCUGCAGCCCCCUCUGAAGCCCACUGGGAGGUCUGAAGCAACCUUUGAAGGCCUCAAGAGUGAAGUUGGUAAGCAGCAGCUGAGAGAGAUGAAGACAUGUGCCAUAUUUCUGGCAGCUCUGCUGCUCCCCAACAUCCAAGCAGUGUGUCCAGAUAAAGAGCCAGGACUGCAGCCAUGGAUGCCAGGACACAGUGUAGACCACAGGGUGACAAUUGGCUACGGCAGGAAGGUCCUCCUCACUACUUCAGCUACGGUCCACUCCAUUGAGAUUCUCAACGGUGGAAAGUUGGUGAUUGCUGACACCAACCGGCCCAUAUUGCUUCGAACAAAACACAUUCUGAUUGGGAGCAAGGGGGAGCUACACAUUGGCAGCCCAGACUGUCCUUAUAGAGGCAAUCUCACCAUCUCCCUAUUUGGAAGAUUGGAUGACAAUGAUCAGGAACACAGCUACUUUGGGAGGAAGUACAUUGGUGUGGGCACGGGGGGGACACUAGAGAUCCAUGGAAAAAAGAAACUGUCAUGGACGUUCCUCAACAAAACCCUCCACCCCGGAGAGAGCAACCAAAACAACUACCUGUUUCAGAGAAGCUGGGGCAACCGAGGCAUCAUUAUCCAUGUCAUCGAUCCCAAGACCGGAGACGUGCUACACGACGACAGGUUUGACACAUACCGCAGUAAGGAUGAGAGUCGUCGCCUUGCGAAGUAUGUGGACGGUGUGGGAGUGGGUCUCAUACUGGCCGUGGUGGUCAAUGACGAGGGCUCCAACAACUUGGAGGAAUCUGCCAAGAAGAGCCUCUCCAAACUGGGCAGUCAGCAUAUCAGCACUCUGGGAUUUCGACAUCCCUGGACUUUUAUAGUGACUAAAGGUGACACUUCUUCAGUAGUGGAGGAUCACGCUGUCUAUCAAGGGACCAAGGCCUCCUCAGAGGCCCGGAGCUCACGUGUCUUUCGGUCCAGUUAUGGGGAACAUUUCACCAUCACCACCUGCAGCCAGUGGGUGCAAGAGGCAGAGUGGACGGAAUGGUUUGACAGGGAUGAUGAGAGGGGAUCUGGAGACUGGGAGAAACUGUCUGACCUGCACGAGGCGUAUCCAGACCGAGUGUGUGGCAGUCCGAUGGAUAUACAGGCUGAAACCCAUGAUGGUAUACGAUCCAACCAGACAGGAGAUGUGAUCCACAAGAAUGACAAGGACUACGGCUUUGUCUGCCUCAACAAGGACCAGGCUCAUGGCCUCUGUCGCAACUACAGGGUCCGCUUCCUCUGUGGGAAACUGGUUCGUCCACAGGCCUCCAUAUCCAUCGACAUGUUGUCCAACAGCAGCAUCCUGGAGCUCGCUGAACAACCAGAGGGCUGGGGCUUAGGCGAUCGAGUGGUGGUGGCCAGUACUGACUACUCCAUGCACCAGUCUGAAGAGUUCACCCUGUUGCCCUGCCCGACUUGCACACCCAACCAGGUCAAGGUCCAAGGUAAGGCUCAGUUCAUCCACAUGGGUGAGGAGGUGGACGGUGUGGAUGUGAGGGCAGAAGUUGGCCUGCUGAGUCGUAACAUCCUGGUCCGUGGGGAGAUGGAACCUGGCUGCUACGGCAAUGAGGCUUGCAAAUUCUUCGACUUCGACACCUUUGGUGGUCAUUUGAAGGUGGAGCGGGGCUUCAGGGCAGUUCAUAUAUCUGGGAUGGAGCUGCAGCACAUGGGCCAGCAGACAAUGGGACACUACCCCGUCCAUUUCCAUAUGAAUGGAGACGUGGAUGAGAAGGGAGGCUACAACCCCCCCACAUCCGUCAGAGAUCUGUCCAUCCACCACUCCUUCUCUCGCUGCGUAACCAUCCAUGCCUCCAAUGGGCUACUGGUAAAGGAUGUGGUGGGCUAUGACGCACUAGGCCACUGUUUUUUCACGGAGGAUGGUCCAGAGGAGAGGAACACGUUUGACCACUGUCUGGGUCUGAUGGUUCGAGCAGGGACGCUGCUGCCAUCAGACAGAGACAGCAAAAUGUGCCGUGACAUCACUGACGGAGCGUACCCAGGAUAUGUGGCCAACCCACGCCAAGACUGCAGUGCGACUUCAACUUUCUGGAUCGCCAACCCCAAUAACAACCUCAUCAACUGUGCUGCUGCAGGCUCAGAGGAGACAGGCUUCUGGUUCAUCUUCCACCAUGUGCCCACCGGCCCCUCAGAGGGGCUGUACUCCCCUGGACACACAGAACACACUCCUAUGGGCCAGUUCAUCAACAACAGAGCACAUUCCAACCACAGGGCUGGAAUGAUCCUCGAUAAUGGAGUAAAGACCACCCAGGCUAAUGACAAGGACAAGAGACCCUUCCUCUCUCUGAUUGGAGCCAGGUACGGCCCCCACCAGGGUGCUGACCCCUUCAAACCCAGAGUCCCCGCUCUCAUCCACCACUUUGUGGCCUAUAAGAACCAGGACCACGGAGCCUGGCUGAGGGGAGGAGAUGUGUGGCUGGAUGACUGCCAAUUUGCUGAUAAUGGUAUAGGCCUCACUCUGGCAAGUGGAGGGACUUUUCCAGAUGAUGAUGGCUCUCGUCAGCAGGUGAAGAACUCACUGUUUGUGGGUGAAAGUGAUAACCGUGGGAUGCACCUCCCUGACAACCAGAUCUGGGGCCCUGGGGGCUCUGAUCCCACUGGCAGGACCUUGCCACGCGGUGUUGAUUUUCCAAUCCGGGGCAUGCAGAUUUAUGACGGACCCAUCAACGUGCAGAACUGUACAUUCCGGAAAUACACAGCUCUGUCCGGAAGGCACACCAGUGCCUUUGGCUUCAGGCUCAACAAUUCGUGGCAGAGCUGCCCCAACAAUAACGUCACUGACAUCACCUUUGACCACGUACCUAUCACGUCUCGGGUGUUUUUUGGGGAACCGGGUCCCUGGUUUAAUAAGAUGCAGAUGGACGGGGACAAGACAACAGUGUUCCAUGAUAUUGAUGGCUCAGUCAGCGAGUAUCCCGGAGCCUUCCUGGUUAAAGAGGACAAUUGGCUGCUCCGUCACCCUGACUGCAUCGACGUGCCUGACUGGAAGGCUGCGAUCUGCAGCGGUCAUUAUGCACAGAUCUAUGUGCAGACACGUAACCCUGCCAACCUGAACAUGCACAUGGUGAGGGAUGAGUAUCCUGAUCGGCCCCUGAUGCUAGAGGGCGCCCUGGGGAAGAGAAAACACUACCAGCAGUUCCAGCCUGUGAUCACACUGGCCAAAGGCUACACUAUACACUGGGACCAGGCGGCGCCUGCUGAGGUCACCAUCUGGCUCAUCAACUUCAACAAAAAUGACUGGAUCAAUGUUGGCCUCUGCUACCCACAAAGCACCAACUUCACCAUCAUCUCCGAUAUCCACAACCGCCUGACCAAACAGACCCGCAAGACUGGCGUCUUUGUGAGGACGACACAGAGAGAGAAGAUCAACCAUUCCCACCUGAUCAGAGGAUACUACUACUGGGAGGAAGACACAGGCCUGCUGUUCCUGAAGGUAAAGGCCCAUAACGACAGGGAGCAGUUUGCCUUCUGCUCCGUCAAGGGUUGUGAGAGGGUGAAGAUCACAGCUAUCAUCCCUAAAGGCAGUCCAGCCAGCAACUGCAUGGCCCAGGCCUACCCCAGACACGCUGAGAUGCCCGUUGUGGAUGUACCUAUGCCCAGAAAGAUACCUAACGCCAGGCUGCACUCACCAGAGCACUUCCUAGAGGUCAAACUGGAGUCCUACAACACUCGCUUCUUCCACAUCAAGGAGGACUUUGCCUAUACUGAGGUGAAUGGUAGGAAGUUGUACCAAGCAGAGGAUGGGGUGCAGCUGACAGUAAUUGACGGGCAUGAUGGGAAGGUAGUGGAGAGCAAAGGCUUCAGGAACUCAAUCCUGCAGGGCAUCCCGGCACAGAUAGACAACUACAUCAGUGGCCUGAGAGAUGGCUCCAUCGUUCUCAUGACGUCUAAGGGCCGUCUGAUUAUCAGAGGAUCCUGGACUAAAGUCCUGGAGAGACUUGGAGCAGACAAAAGCAUCAAAUUGAAAGAUAAGUUGGCAUUUGUGGGGUUCAAGGGCUCCUUCCACCCUGAAUGGGUCCAUCUGGAGGUGGACGCUGACCGAGCCAAGAUCCAUCAGGUCCUGCCUGUCCCUGUGGUGCACAAGAGGAAACUAUGAGGGGCAUGACAAGAGAGCCGAGAGACUAUGUAGCCCCCAAAUACUGAUACACAUAUCCCCCAAAACAUACAGAUGCACCAACACACUUACACACACAUGCACACUGCCAGCACUGAAGAAUCAGCUGCUCCAAGCUAUUGGUCCAGGAUCAAGUGGUGUUUUGUCUUUAGGUUUGGUGGCCCAUGAUGAUCUGUAUCUGCAUAAGACACCCACCAUCAGUAGAGCGCUUCAAAGUGACGACACACCCCGCGGUAGCCAUAUUGGGAGUCUUCAGCUCUGUAGCAAUAAUGGCUCAGACCAACCAAUGGGGUUUGAAGAAUCAUGGUUGUUGCUUUACAGACAUUAUAUGAUUUGAGUGACCUGGUUCCAUUUCUGAAAGGACACUGUCACUAACAUUACAAUGUUUACAUAAUGUUAGCUUGCCAACUAAAGUAACCAUAGGAUUUGUGAGGCUAACUAACUGUAUGAUACAUUGCAAAGCAGCUGCGUAUCUUGGUCUUUCAUUAUGUGCAUUAUGCUUGGCCACCCCACUCCAGCCAAGCGUAAUGCACAAGCUCCAUCCACUUCAUGAGGAUAUAAAAAGGCCCUCCUGAUUGGUUCCCCAGUGAGAUGUAAAAAGGUUUUAGGAUAUGUUGUCCAACCAGUAGCAAACUCUGUUACAGAUGAAAGCAGAGGCUCUAACAAUCAAAUGCAAAUAUUUUGUAUGAACUUUAAACAUAUCCGCUGGGAUUGGCUCCAGUUCCCCCGCGACCCUCAAAGGAUAUAGCAUAUCGAUAAUGGAUGGGAUGGAGAAAACAUUGUGAGGAAAACCUCAUACCACCCACAAAGUUACAGUCAACUGAUCUGCAAAAUAUUCAGUUCCAGUGGUUUUGGUUGGAAAGCUUUCCUACUGUGUAUACAUGUUUGGAAACCAAAGAUUAUGUAUCAAGUUAUUUUGUUAACUAAAGGGGAAGAUCAUGGUCAUGGAUGGAUUAUUGAAGGAAUAAAUCAGGCACAGAGGCACAAGGGGUCACAGAGGUCAAGAGCCAGAGCCUCUGAAUCAAGUGGGAGUUACUUAUUGUAUAUUACAACAAUAUUUCUUGUUGGAAAUUCAAGCAAACAACCACAAAAUGCAAGGCAUUACAAAAGUACUACAACUAUAAAAACGUAUUUGUUGUGUCUAUGAAUAUUGUGGUUGGCCUGCAAAAUGAUACUGAAAUGCAAAGCUAAAACAAAAGGACUACAAACGGAUUGUUUGUAUGUUUUUCAGUCUGGGUGGAGGAGUAGGAGGCUUUUUGCAUGGCUUUUACAUACCCAAGGGUCUUAUUGUAUUUCAGUGGUCAGGGUAAAGUUCUUCACUUUUAGCCCUCUGCUAAAGAGGUUCCUUCUUUACAUUACAAGGAAAGCAUUUGGAUGAAAAACAGCAGUCACACCAGUGUAAACACACAAACUUGAACUAUUACCUGUCUCUGAUUGUUUAUUUCAUUACUUCCUGCAUCUUAACAGAGGAAGUCAACAUAUAUUGCUAUUACAAAGACUUGUGUAUAAUUGUGCUUCAUAGAAGACUGGGUUGGCUAGUUUACUGUGUCACAGUUACCUGAAUUAUUCGAUAAUUCAUUUUACUAUGAUCAUUUUUCUCUCCUGGUUGUUGAUAUUAGUUUGAUACUAAGUUGUAAGAUAGCAUCUCGAUAGUAACUACCGACCAAUUCUUCAGUGGACCUCCACAAUGUCAGCCAUAGUUGCUCGGCAGAUUAUGAUGCAAAUGCAAAGCUAAAUGAAUAUGAGGGAGCAGAUAUCAGUGGAGCCAGCUGAUCAAACACAUGUAUACCGGACAUGCGUCAGUGAGCAUCCCUCCCCUGCAGGUCUGUGACGUGUGACACAUGUAGAAGUUGAGUAGUUUUACCCUUUUGAUUUUCUGUUUAAUGAAAGAAAAGAGAAGAAUCCAAACAUUCCUUGCUUUGGAUCCAGACCAGUGGUUGUUGACGUGUUCUGUUUCAUUCCAAGCUCUCGCUCACUUGAUAUUGUGAUGUUUCUUUUUUCAGUGUUUGUGAUCCAAUUGUCUGUGUUUUUGUAGUAAACCAGCAAGAGGCCCGUAACAAUAUAACAAUGAAAAAAAAGAUGAAAUUAUCUAAUGAAUGUGUAAUCAGGGAGUUUAAAAUGUGCAAUUUCCCCUUUCAAAGCGACAAGGAAAUCUUUGUUCCAAUCUGGCAUGAAAAAGGUUCCCCCUCCCAUUGCCGAAAUAGCUGGUCUUUUUUCGGAGGUCGUUGCAGUAAUUUAGUGUUUUGUAAGUUUCGUGUGUUUUUAAAAUCCACAGAUUCCUAAGAGAUAUAUUUUAUACUUAUUUAUUGUACAGACACAGUUGAUCCAAAUUUACAAGGGACAUCUUUUAAGUUGUAAUGUUAUUACUGUCCUGUAUGUAUACUAUAUGUAAGAAACAGAGCUCCAUUUUAAAAGAUUGAUCCCAGACACUCAUAGCAUACAUGCAUAUGACUCAUAUGAUAUAGUGGCUUGUUUUAACUGUACAUCAAAUGGAUGUGUUGUAUAUGUGGCUUGGGCUUGUAAAGUGAUGAAACUCUUUGAAUUUCUUUGACGACUUUUGUACAGAAAUAAAUGAUGAUGAACAGUU